Messenger RNA from Sorghum bicolor (sorghum), 942 nucleotides. RefSeq lists its product as uncharacterized. The transcript has 3 exons. The record is from RefSeq and is a predicted model, not a curated record. NCBI's taxonomy places the organism in Eukaryota, Viridiplantae, Streptophyta, Magnoliopsida, Poales, Poaceae. The coding region runs from base 121 to 603 and encodes 160 amino acids.
CCUCCCUGCGCCGCCGUCUCUCCCUCUCUCCCUCUCUCCCCAUGCGGCGGUGCACCGGUUGGGCACUAGCGCUAGCCGCUCUCCGACGCGGUGGUGCAUCGGCUCCUCCGGAUUUUGGCCAUGGCGGCGGUGGCGGUAAUCCCCUACCCUGUGCCAUGCCCCUCUCCGUCUCUCUCUGUCCCUAUUCUCUACAGAAGUGCUAGCGCAGCAGCCGGCGGUGGUUGCGGCUGCUCCCUCUCCCUCUCUAAUCUCCGGAUUCGCUCACUUUUCGCUCUCGUUGCACGGGCUGGCGGCCAUGACGGCGGCGGUGCUCCAUGCGGCGGAACAGGCCUCGGCGUAGUGGUGGUGGCCCUUCUCCUCCUCGCUCCCUCCUCUCUGCCCCCGAUUCCCUUCCUCUUCCGCCCUUUCCUUCUCCACGCGGCAGCACACCGGGCUCCCUGUCCUCUUUCUCUCUCUCGAUCUCUCCCGAGGCAACAGUGGCGCACCACCGACCGCCUUCUCUACCCCUCCGUCCCCUGCGGUGGUUGUGCUAAAUUUCCUUUCUUUAGAAAGCAAUGGGGUUCCAGGGUCCUUUGCUUAGAAAAGUGUUGGUUCAAAGGAUAGCCACAGCAAGAUAUUUAAAGAUGAAUGAACCUUUCUUUUUUGUGUGCUCCCUACCUACUCUGAAGCUGAGGUGCACUGUUUUUUAGCUACAGGAGGUGCAGUGAUGUGUGUUGUUUUGUCCACCUCUCCAGGAUUUCAUCCAUCUGUUCAUGACUAAUGGGUUCUUGAUUAUGUGCAGACAGUGACACUGCAGUUGUGGACAGUUCAAGGUUAUUCUUUAUUUGUUGGUUAUCCCAUUUGUUUAACCUUCUCAUGAAUUUGGGUGUCAUGAUUCAGUUAGCUCAAAAUAAACUGAUUACCUUAUGAGCCAGGUUAAGAAAUAUUUCUAUAAUUUCUAGA